This is a messenger RNA of Beta vulgaris subsp. vulgaris (sugar beet), 603 nucleotides long. RefSeq lists its product as uncharacterized. The record is from RefSeq and is a predicted model, not a curated record. The transcript has a single exon. Lineage: Eukaryota; Viridiplantae; Streptophyta; Magnoliopsida; Caryophyllales; Amaranthaceae. Bases 1 to 603 code for a protein of 200 amino acids.
AUGGAUGGGUACUUUAGAAGAGUAUGGGGGAAACUUGGAAUUAACAAAAUAGCUAUGGUGGGCAAAGGCUUAUUCAUUGUGAGAUUUGAUUCACUGGAAUCAUGUCUUAAGGUGACGACGAGUGGAUUCAUGUUUUUUGAUCAAAAACCUUUGAUCACUAAGCUUUGGGACCCAGAUAUGUCUAUGGAUAAGGAUAAUGUGUCGACUGUGCCUAUUUUGAUCAAGCUCCCUCAGCUUCCUUUCAAAUACUGGGGGGAGAGAAGUUUGUUUAAAAUAGCUGGUAUGGUGGGGACUGUUGUUAAAAUGGAUCAAGCAACCAAAGGGAAGGAGAAACUGAGUUUUGUUAGAGUUAUGGUGGAAGUAGGGAUAAAUGAUGCUCUGCCGGAUAGUAUUGCAUUCUGUAAUCAACAUGGGAAUAGGAUGGAACAAAAAGUUGAAUAUGAAUGGAGACCCAUUCAAUGUACCCAGUGCAAGGGCUUUGGGCAUGAAUUGGAGGCUUGCAGGAAUAAAGGAGGAAAGAAAAUAUGGGUCAAGAAAGGUGAAGUAGUGAAGGAUAAAGAUGGAUUCCAGCAGAUAGGGGUGAGAAAUAAAAGUGUGAGGUAA